Messenger RNA from Osmerus eperlanus (European smelt), 1935 nucleotides. Its product is annotated as E3 ubiquitin-protein ligase RNF114-like. The transcript has 3 exons. The record is from RefSeq and is a predicted model, not a curated record. Gene Ontology annotation, biological process: DNA double-strand break processing involved in repair via single-strand annealing; double-strand break repair via homologous recombination. Gene Ontology annotation, cellular component: site of double-strand break; nucleus. NCBI's taxonomy places the organism in Eukaryota, Metazoa, Chordata, Actinopteri, Osmeriformes, Osmeridae. Bases 886 to 1134 code for a protein of 82 amino acids. Gene Ontology annotation, molecular function: single-stranded DNA binding; ubiquitin protein ligase activity.
UUUGUUGGUUAAAGGCCUUAACGAGGAGAAUCGUUUUAGGAUGGGGAUUACAGUGUUUUUAAGGUUAUAGAAUUUACAGUUUUGUGAGUUAGAUUGUAUUAGUUGGGUGCGCAGCACCACAUGAGGAGGGUCAAAAGGCUGUAGCUCUCUGAAUCAAGUGGAGGUGGUGGAAGCUUGGAUCUGGCUGUGUGUCGUAAUGACUAAUCAGGCAGAGUUACUGCGUCCCCACGGUCAGUGGAGGUGAGUGCAGGGGCCCGACCUGAGACUGGAUCAGUUCAGCUUCAUUAGGCCCCUCUCACAGACCUCAGCCCUAAAUAGAAUAAAGCUGUGUCCAUCAGAAUAUCAAUAACCAAUCAGCAGAGUCCCCAGAUAUGACAUCACUACACUGAUCAGGGUUUACAUUAAGCUGACAGUUUGGUUUGAUUGGUUGGACCUAACUUUUGUCCCAGUUUAAGCCUGUGGAGGUGUUAUCUGUUGCUAAUUCUGAUUUACAAGCAUUGUGUGCAUUGUCAUUCUUACGCAAAACUUUAUUUUCUGAGUUGGUAUAAAUCAAUUUCCUAAAUUAUGAAAGAUUCUUAAAAGCGCUUCUUGUUAAAAUUGUAUUGCUUGAAUGUUAUGGUCUGGUCAUGAUUCACUGGGAUGGCUGUGCUCAUCUUGGAACUAUUAUGAAAAUAUUAUAAACUUUUGUUUGGGGAUUUGAUCUGAACUGCCUACCCAACCUAACUAAAAACUCACACUCAACAAGAAUCCAUAUGGAUCUAAAAUUCUUUAAGUUUGAGAUGUUAACCUUUGUUCUGUGCGGCCCCAUCCAGGCCAGAAUUGAUUCCUCUGGGGCAGGGGGGGGCGUACACCUGUCCAUACUGCCCCCUGCAGGCCCUGACAGACAUGGCACUGGUCCAGCAUUGCUUGAGCUGCCACAGAGGAGAAAGCUCUCCCAGGGUGUGUCCUAUCUGUGUGAGAACAGCCUGGGGGGAUACCAGAUACCACAGCCGCAACCUCAUAGGUCACCUGGCCUUGCGUCACCGGUUCAGCUAUGACAACUAUGUGAAUGUGUCGGAGGAUGAGGAGAGUCAUCUUUACCGUGCUAUUCAGCAAUCUGUGCUGCCCAGCCUGGGUUGGAUCAUGAGACCUUGAGCUAUAUAAACUGCCCUCCGUAGAACGGACCCCUGCUGAAAAGACCUUUAGAUGUCGUCGAAUGCAUCUAGCCAGACAGAUCAACGUACUUGAAACAUCUAACUGACCUGUCUCAGUUCACCUACGCAGUAGAAAUUCACACAAACUUCUCACUUCUCUCUACUUAGGCACAUUUAAAGGACAUUGAUCAGAAGUAAGCCAAACAUUAGGUAGCCAACUGUGUUCUUAGGAAUCUCCAAAUAUUGUCCUUCCGUUAUGUUAGUUGGGGUAAUUUUCCUGACAAGCUACUGAUAGUCUGUUGUCGCCAAAGCAAAACAUACACCACAUACAACACCAGCAGGCCUAUUGCCAACGCAACAUCUGGAGAAAAGACCUGACCUUGAAAGUGAGUGAUCAGUAACUACUCUGCCUUCUCCUUUAGGAUGUCCAGAAAGGUCACCAGCAACAAUCACCAGCAACAAUGUGUAAUGACAAUCUCACAACAUUGGUGCACAUCAGAGUGUUACCUUCCUCCUGUGACCAGGACUUUACCAAAUAUUGACAGGCUAUCAAAGACGAAUGAACCGAACAGGGUUAAGUCCAGAAAGGUCACAGGAGGCAGACAACCCUCUGGUGUGUGUAUUGUCAUAGGAGACACUUGAGGGGAGGGGGGGGGGGGGGGGGGGUUCCAUUGGGUGUUUGGGGUCAUGUGCAGUGGUACAUGCUCUGAUUGUUAUGCAAAAAACACGAUUUGUUGAAACUUAUGCUUGAUGUUUCUCACACCUUGUUGUGUGACCUCCUGUUGCGUUGGUAGUUAUUAAC